Messenger RNA from Lineus longissimus, 12171 nucleotides. RefSeq names its product mitogen-activated protein kinase kinase kinase 10-like. Gene Ontology annotation, cellular component: cytoplasm. The coding region runs from base 519 to 3587 and encodes 1022 amino acids. The record is from RefSeq and is a predicted model, not a curated record. Gene Ontology annotation, biological process: signal transduction; protein phosphorylation. The transcript has 9 exons. Lineage: Eukaryota; Metazoa; Nemertea; Pilidiophora; Heteronemertea; Lineidae. Gene Ontology annotation, molecular function: protein binding; ATP binding; protein kinase activity.
UGUAUGCCAUUUGUGUCGGACAAAGGUGGAAAAUAGCCGUGAAAUUCGCCCUUAAAAUCUAAAAGGAAAUUGAUAUAGUUGUGUCUAAUGGUGUCAUAAAUACAACAAUUAUAUGUUACAUCCAAUCAAAUAACAUUGGACGGACAAAUCGUCCAGGAAUUCGGUUUAUGCGAGGGUUUUCUACUGAAGCCCUGUUUCAUGUAUUUUCAUACAUUGGAUACCCACAUCCAUGUACAUUAAUGUACAUUAGUAUAGGCCUAUUGCACUACAGUACACUGUGGAUGUGUGUAGUGGGCUGUCAUUUACUUGCAUGACUAGGGCUCAAGACAACAUGCAUAACAGUGCCGUGUUUGAAAUAUCUAUGUGGAUAUAUAUGUAAUUCACUGUUUUGGAUAUUGACAUUUCCAAAAUUUUGUUCCUCAUUUUCCCCCGAAUGUCAUUCUCAAGUUGCGCAACUUUUUUUCUCCCUGGCGCCAUUGUUUUUGCCUGUUUUUUGGCUAACAUCUCAACGCCAGCGAAUGCCAAGCAUCGGCAAAGUGGCCUUCUCAAUGGAAGCUGUUAAAUCAUUCAUCAAAGCCGAAAGAGAAUGCGAGGAAAGGUAUCGUAAUUGGACAGCAAUAUUCGACUACGAUGCUGUAGGAGAAGACGAGCUGACCCUUCGUCGUGGGAUCCAGGUUGAGGUCCUAUCGAAAGAUGCCAAAAUAUCGGGCGACGAGGGCUGGUGGACUGGAAAAAUUGGAGAUAAAGUUGGGAUUUUUCCUAGCAACUUCGUCACUCAACAGUCCUAUGUGGAUCAAAUAUCACCGCAGUCCCAUGACCGCCCGUUUGAGAUCCCAUUCUCAGAAAUUGAAUUGGAGGAUGUAAUCGGUGUUGGUGGGUUCGGUAAAGUCUAUCGCGGAAUAUGGCGUGGAGAGGAAGUGGCGGUCAAAGCUGCCAGACAGGAUCCUGACGAACCUCUCAGCGUGACAGCGGAAAAUGUGCGCCAGGAAGCUAAACUGUUUUGGCUGUGCAAUCAUCAUCAUAUCGUGGCAUUGAAAGGAGUAUGUCUCCAGGAACCGAAUCUAUGUCUUGUUAUGGAAUAUGCCCGUGGUGGCUCUCUUAACCGUGUUUUUGCUGGUCGCCGGAUUCCUCCUGAUGUUCUUGUUGACUGGGCCAUACAAAUUGCACGUGGAAUGCAUUAUUUGCAUGAAGAAGCACCAAUGCCUCUUAUACACAGAGAUCUCAAAUCCAGUAAUAUCCUUAUACGAGAAAAGAUAGAAAAUGACGAACUUCGAAACAAAACCCUCCUGAUUACUGAUUUUGGCUUAGCGAGAGAAGUGUACAAGACAACUCACAUGAGCGCGGCAGGGACUUACGCCUGGAUGGCACCAGAGGUGAUCAAAUCAUCCACCUUUUCAAAAAGUAGUGAUAUUUGGAGUUAUGGUGUAGUAUUAUGGGAACUGCUCACGGGAGAGACGCCUUACAAGGGUAUCGAUGCUUUAGCGGUAGCUUAUGGUGUCGGCGUCAACAAACUAACACUGCCUAUUCCUACCACCUGUCCAACCCCCUUUGCUAGGAUUCUAGAAAAUUGUUGGGACCCCGAGCCACACGAACGACCGACGUUUCGAGAUAUCAUGGAUAUCCUCGAAGAGAUUGCGGUGUCGUCGUUUGUGGACACGCCCCAGGACUCAUUUCAUACUAUGCAAGAGGAUUGGAAGUUGGAAAUCCAGCAGAUGUUUGAUGAACUCAGGUCAAAAGAAAAGGAACUGCGGUCAAGAGAAGAAGAAUUAACCAAGGCAGCACUUCAACAAAAACUCCAGGAAGAAGUCCUGAAACAGCGCGAGCAGGAACUUGCCGAGAGGGAGAUCGAUCUGUUAGAACGCGAGCUCAAUAUCAUGAUUCUGCAGCAGAUAAUGAGUAAACCGACACCAAAAAAACGGAAGGGAAAAUUUAAGAAAAGCCGGUUAAAACUGCUUAAAUCUGGCGGCAAGAGUAUAAGCGAGCCAUCAGAUUUCCGUCAUAAUAUCACUGUUCAACAAGAGACUGCUCCAUAUGCUGCUAAAGGUGGCACCCACCUCCCAUCUAGUCCUGAUAGUCCACCCGCCUCUCCUGCAUAUCCUCGUCUCAGAGCUAUUGCAUAUCCAGUCGGUGGUGUUAAGGGUAAAACCUGGGGUCCAAGUACGGUACAGAAGGACCGGCAUCACCGCCAGUCGUGGAUGUUUGGUGAGGGACGCUGGUCCAAAAGUGCACCAAAUCUUGAGAAAUCUCUGCGGCAUUUAGGAGGACAUUCCAACAUAGGAGCUCUCCAGGAAUUAGCUGACAUAAAUAGGAGGAUUUUAAGUCAACUAACUGAUUACGAUGAAGACGAAUGGCCUGAAACUCUCGGAGAAACAAAACUCACCGCUCCACCAGCUAACAUUCCCUGCUACAACGGUACGUCGGCUGCGGCGUCUGCCUCUGCAUCGGCCUCAGGAUCCACUAGCGCCACCGCCAGUGAUACGGGCAGCCUCAAACGAUUUACAGUCAAGAAACGCAGCGACACCGUCUUGUAUAACAUGACGGUGAUAUUAGCAUCAGUGGCAGCUGGGUUUGACAUCCGUUUAUCGAACACUACAGCAAUACAUCCGCGCUUGCAUACGGCAGAGGAGGAACCGGGUAAUGUUAAAAAGAACAAAGACGCUUUCAUCGGGCAGCGGCGGGAUGCGUACCUUGCCGCAGUCAGAGACGCCUUUAUUGAGCCAGAAUCAAGCUACCAGUAUUAUCAGUAUUCAGGUUCAUCAGGCCACCACACAUAUCACGGUAUUCAAAACCGUCACCGACCAACGGUGAACUUUGACCAACCUUUACGGUUUACGGAGACUACUUUAAGUACUGGCGACGGGUUCAGCUCAAGUCCCAGCCCGUCGCCUCGGAAAUCUUCAGACACAGACGAUUCUCUCAUUAUGUUCUCCGCUACUCCUGAUUAUCAGAGACAAGUGUCAGAUAGUAGUUCUGUGUUUGAAACACCACGGACAACGCCAAAAACAACUCCGCAGAGACAGUUUGUUAAAUUUGAAGACAGUAUUUCUCGGCCUGUCCUUGCACCUACUCACCAACGCACAUCGUCUAAUUGUUCUACCUCAUCUAAUCCUUCACAUGAAUACGGGUCCAGGGACUACCAGGGAGGCCCAGACUAUCGGUUACCUAGUCCUGGAAUCCAGUGCCCACCACCUCCACCGAGGAGGCAGCAGAGUGGCGGUGAUUACAGGGAACACCCUGAGCGACCAGGCACGUUAGACAUCCACCCACUCGCAGCGCGGCCUAGGACACAGGGUGGAAUUCUAAAAUACUCUUCUCCUAGCCACACUGUAAAACAAUCUUCAAACUCGCCAAAUCAGAAAGGUCUACCAACGCCUACCACUUCCGAUAGCGGUAUUACUGGCGAUGACUUAUCGUUUAUGUCUGCACGGUCCCGUGCAUCCCCGGGCAGCACCCCACCUCAUCUUACUCAUUUCAAAACCUUACUCGAUAUCGACGUGGAUGGACAGAGUGACGACUCCACGGAACCUUUAGUUGGCAAUGAGAAGGAUGGGAGGAAAAUGUCCUUUUCUGACUUGGGCGAGCUUUGAUCUGAGGAGAGUGCACCGUGAUGGGUGCAUGCCUGCUGUUUAUGGUGCUGUAGCAUAUCUAUAGCCAGUUCAAGAUCAUGACGGCACGCUGUGUCGAACUUGUCUAGCGGUGGUCAAAGAGUUGAAGGCAAUCUUUUUGUCGCGUUUUGGGUGAUCAAAUUAUAAAGUGCCUGAAUUCAUUGUGACAUGUUUGGCCAGAUUCCAGUGGUGGAUAACGCCGUAAAUCAAACCAAAAAUGGGACGUCUGCUUGUCUAGAAAAAGCACUGAAGAGGGAGUCAAAUGUGUGUUUGAACCGAGGAUGUUCUCAUGGUGCAGGACUGCUUGGGAAAGAUUACUGGUAUAUUGUUACGACAUUGUCCACACCGGAAUUUUCUAAUGUUGCCAGACUGCUAGGAGAUGGAAAGGUUACUGGUAUAUGGUGGCGAUGUUCUCCAACACUGGUAUAUUGCUGGGCUUUACUGACGCUAGAUUUGGCAGUGAUGAAUGAUUGACCAGAAAAAGAAUCCAGUUGAGCAAAAACUUUGUCUGAACAAUUUUUCUAACUACAUGUAUCUUCGAAAUUGGUGUGAUACAAAUGGAAUUGCUCAAAUUCCGACCAUAGAUUUAUUGUUGGUAACGGUAGUCUUUUGCUGGUCAAAUUGAAAAAUUCAUCAUCUCUUCAUGAUCUUAUAGUCAGUGUGCCACUGCCCAGUGAUGUUCCAAUAUUGGUGAUAAAUCCACAGCCAAAAAGAGUUGCCGAUACUACUGCUGAUGUUCUCAAAUGGAGGGUGCAAUCUGAUAUAGUUCUGUGCUAUUGAGAUCUGCCAAAGGUGCAAUAACUUGUCUCUGCUAUGACAUUUGUCAGCCAUCCAAUCCCGAAUGUGGAGUCAGCCUUGCGGGACAUUGUCUGGUAAAAGUGUAGGUCAGUGACUGCCAGUGUCGUCAGUGGCCAGUGUCAACCUUGCAUAAGGCUGUUUGCGAGAUUGGAACCUGCCCUCAUGCUACUCGGUAUACCACAUAUGGUUAUGAAACGUGACAAAUGAAUAACAGAGGUAAUGUUUAAACUUGUCUACAACUCGAGAGCGUGACCUUGAAAAGUUUUCGCAGUACAAAAAACAAAUGUUCUUCCAAAAGUGGCCAGUUCUGACAAACUUGUUUUCGCUUUGAUUUGGGUGUUGUGAGGAAAUAAGUGACCCAUCACACCAGAAUGAGGUGUAAGUAGAAUUUGGGGCAUAUGGCGUUACCCACAUGUUGAUAUAGCUUAGUUUAAAAGCUAAUUUUUGAUACAAUUCCCAUCUUUUGUGUUGAGGUCUUCACAAAAUUUCCUUAAAGUUUAAAUUGCAGUUUGAAUUAUUUUUUGCCAAAUGGGCUUAUCGAAUACUUAGAUGUGGUGUUUAUGAGCCUAAUCAUGUCAUAAUUUGGGAAUUGGACCAAAAUUAACAUAAUUAUAUGUUGUAAAAGAUUGCUCAAGACCACGCCUUACGACUUACUACCCAAUUUGGUGGGUUUCAUCAUUCUCUCGAGUUGUUGGCAGUUAUAGUGUAGUUUUAACGGGCAGAGAGUCUAGUGCUUCCAUUAUUUGGAUGAGGUGUUCAGGACUUGACCAGGGAGGAUUGCAAAGGAUUGUCAUUCUGGGUAAAGUGAGUACAUCACAUGUACAUGAGUGAUGUACACGUUGAACCCAGAAGUGAUGCAACCCCAUAAUCCUCCUUUGGACUUGACAGUGGUCUGUAUAAACUGUUUAGUCGUCGUUCAGUGUAUGGCUGUUAGCUAGGUUGUUAACUAUGAUGGGGAAUUGGAAGGCAAAUGAUUGGAAUUCUAAUGGGAGUGAAUGAAUGGUGUAUUUAUUGGAAGUUUAGCAGCUCCAGGUGCUUCAAGCUGCUGGCAUUGAAUUCCUUCUCGACAUUGCUAGCACAAAGUCAUGUAUCUAUAUAAUCAUUGACGUUCAAGUCUAAAAAUCAUGAUCAAAAGUGUCUCCGUGGUUUCUCUUUGUAACAGCGAUUGUUCUAUUGGUCAUCAGGGUUUUGUACAGAUGUUUGUCAGUGGUCUGUGGGAGUAUUAUCGUCCUUGAAAUUCAGGGAUGUGAUAUUUCCAAUUUUUGAAGGAUUUCUGGUUUUUCACCUCGUAAAAAGGGGUUAAUUUGACAACAGGAAUGGAAAGGUCAACGCCUCAACUCUCUAGAACCUUGAAUUCUGGAAAUCGAACCAAAAAGAAACGUUUUCGAGGCAGAGUAUUAAGGGCAUUUCAAAAGAUAACAUUUUCACUGGAAAGAUUUGUCAGUGUUUUGUGCUCAUAGAAUCAUCACAUCCCUGCCAAGCAGUAAACCUCUAUGUAGUACCAGAGACUGAUUUGGAUUAGCGGAACAAUGAUUUGACGACCAUACUGGUGUGUUCCGCUUUCAUCAGUAUUUGACAUCAACACUGCCAUUUGCACGACUGUUGAUCUCCCUGUUUUGAUUAGGCGUUUGUCAUGGGCUAUGCUCCUGUGAGGAGCAUUACAGUUACAGAUAGUUAGGUAUCUGGUUUACCUAUAUUCAUAUGAAGCGAAAGAGGCAGUUGUUAUUAAAACCAACAUGAGACCGCAUCCUAGAAACAUGCAUUCAUGAAAAUUAACUGUUUUUUCAUCGCAAAUCAGCAAACAGGAACACGUUUAAUGAUGAAACUUUUCUGGCUGAUAAAGGGCGUAAAUUCAUGGCCUGUUCUUUUACUUUACUGUCACUGGACCUAUAACGCAUCUACUUCCAAUGGCUGGCAGAUCUCGCUGUAAGGUUUCUACUGCUUAAAGGAUACGCCGUUCGUAAUUACUGCUGGUCCAGGAAAAUAGAAAUGCAGUUAUUGAUAAUGCCACAGUGCAGUUAUCAUGUGUGCAACCUUACUGUAUAGUCGGUAUAUAUAGUAUUUGUACAUCUGUCUGUACAAUGGCUGUGUUGGAAUUUAUAUUCAGUACACAUUUACGCAAUUAGAAAUUAGAAAUUUCAUUUACAAAUUUUGAAUUUUUAACAAACGGCGUUGACCUUUAGAGUGAUAUCAUUACGGUGAGGAUUUGCCGUCAGCCAAUCUCAUGGGUCAUCUUCCUUGGUCUUGCUAUCCAACCCUUCUCGGUGUACAUACUUCUUGAGAGUAAACAUAUCAAAACUAUUGUUAUCCUGGACCUUUGGCUCCAAGUGUGCUGCAGAUUCCCUGCACUAUACAAACCCUGUUCUUGGAGAAAUCUCCAUGUGGUUGCCAGAUGGUGGCAAGCUCUAAAAUUUCUGGUCGUCUGUUAUACAAUUGGAGGUACAGUUGCCCUGCAAUAGGUUAAAUAUUGAAACUGAAGAGUUUCUACUUGCCCACAGGGCUUCAGUUUUAUUGAAGUGUUAACUUACCUGCAUGAAAAUUUUAUCUGGGGCAAGCGGACAAGUGGGAAUAUCAAAAACUGUGUGAGAGUCUUUCACGGCCCCCGAGGUCUUGACACGACCACUGACCUUUGACUCUAAAAUGAGUCAAACUGAGUCCAUUCGAUACACUGCAGCCCUUCGUGGUCUUAAAACAUCAUAGACAACACGUCCUGGUAAAAAGUGUCCUACUUGUUGCAUAAAUGAUAAAUUCUAAACUACAUUAUCUCAAAAGUUGAUUCGCGACCAUCGACAAAACAAUGACAAAUUGACCUGUCGUCUGCAGGGAAUCUCCAACUGCACUUGCGGCCCACCAAAUGUACUCUUCUUGUAAAUACAUGAGCUGAAUGAAAAUGAUACUAUCAACAAAACCUUCCUUUGAGGAUUUACAAGUUCAUGAAAUGAUCAACGUUUUUAUCGCAGAUUGUUCAAGGAUUUCUUGCUAUAAUGGAAAUGUAUUUGUCGUUUGUACAAAAUGAAAUGGUAAACAGUAAAUACUUUUAGUUUUUAAGUUAUAGUGGUUGACACUUGUAUGAUAACUAUAUGUGUACAUUACUAAGGUAGUUUAAACUGCCGUACUCUAAAGUAUUGUGUUGAUCUGAGUUUUGUCGACCGAAAUAUCAUGUCACUUUGCUGGUCUCUCCUCUCUACAUAACCUGGUGUCACAAGUAUGUUUUCUCCGAUAUCAAAACCAUUUCUCGUUACCCUGCAUGUACUUUGAAUUGAAUCUCAGAAAUGUCAUUGAAAUAUACAGUACUGGAAAAUUAGUGGUUAGCAGCCACUUUGAAAGUUGUGAUGGCUCCUGGCCGAUUUUACAGUGACUGUUCUUCAAUUUCAACUGAAUCAGUUGAAAAUGUUGAAUAAGUACUGUAAAACCGGUCAGGAGCCAUAACAACUAUUGCUGAGAAAUCCUUUCCUGUACUCAUGUGAAAUUUAGAUGAAAUGUUUUUGGAGGAAUGUCACAUUUGAUGAAUCUUUUUAUCAUAAUUCCUUUUGUUGUCAUCUGAAAGUGGAACAUUUCAAACCCUCUUCCAAUACAUUUUAAAACAUGCAUGUAAACAUUUCUCCAGUGGGAAGAUACUGUUCAGAAAAUUUGUGCAAUAUCAAUGAAAAAUGUUGUGUGCGGAAAGAUUUUUGGUCGUGUUUUUCAAAGGGCAGAUGAUAUCAGGAAUUCCUGCACCAAAUUUGAUUAUUAAAAGUUGCGAAAAAUUUUAUGACAAUUUACAGAUAGUGCAAUAGGUUGCUUUGAUCCUCUUUUAACCAUGUAUUAACAUGUGAUCUACUGGUUUUGCUUGCCUACGCCAGUUUAGUAGUACACAGGGGAUUUGCAUGAUUAGAAAAAUGUGUAUAUGCCGGUCGUCAUACACUACAUUGGAUACUGAAAUCACAAACGAAAUGCUGAUUUCAUUUGAAAUCUUAGUAUUUCCUCAGAAACUAGUAUUUCUCCUGUUCGCCCUUAAAUAGGUGGUGUAUAAAUUUAUUGACAAAUUCAUAACUUAUUAAGUGGACCGUUGCCGCAUGCCAGCACCCCUUGGGAUGUUGCUUGGUUUAUUAUCCCCCAUAGAUUUGUUUCUUUCCUGUACAUACAGUAAUGUCAAAAGUUUAUUUUCUUUGUUAAUUUUUUUCCCCCGAGUUAUUUCUUCUCAAUAUCAAAGAAGUCCCAUUCAUUGUACAAAAAUGUAUCAUGAGUUACUGCCAGCUGUGAAGAAUUUUGAGCUUCAGAGAUCCAGUCUAAGUUGCAUCAGAAAAAUGUCCACAAACAUUCUACCAACGUACAUGUAUCCAUUUAGCCUCCGCCCCAGCCGACUCAGAAACAAUCAGUAUCAAGUGUAAAUUACUGCUGACAGUAACUUGAAGUACAUUUUUACCUCUAUUUUAAAGAAAGUAGCCAUCGCAACUUCUGUGGUGCCCCCUACUCGUCUCUUAACACCUUCAGCACCGGUGUUUCAGCCCCCAAUACUCGCUUUUCAGACCCUCAGAAAAAAAAAGUAUUAGAGAUGGCUGCAUAAGGUCUUUUGCAGUAACUUCUCCAAGACAAGGUCUUCUUGAAUCAGUAGAGUUAUGUUAGCUACACUCCUUUACUACAUUUUAAUUUUUUGGUUGAAAAUGACCAAAAAUGACCAAAAUGACCCCCUUUUCCAACACCCUCUGACCCCCAUAAAAGUUCCAGGAACAGCUUAUUUUGUUAUUCAGUGGUUUGGUCGUUUCAGUUCUUACCUUGCCCUGAAGAUGGCGAUGGCGUAGUUCUUUCAUGGACUUCAUAAAAGAACUACGCCAUCGCCAUCUUCAGGGCAAGGUAGGUAGCUGAAAAGACUUUAUGGAAAGACUGGUCUUUUCAGUUCCUACUUUGCCCUGAAGAUGGCGAUGGUGUAGUUCUCUCAUGAAGUCAUUGAGACUCCGAUAACCAGCUCAAAGGUUGUGUGGCUCCUGACUUGCUUGACAGUAUUUCUCCCUCUUAUUAACUGGCAUAGUGAAUAAUCAAGCAAAAAAUUAACUUAGUUUUGCCUCAUGGAACGAGAAUCCAAAUUCGGUUUGAUUUCUUUUAGUUGGAAAACAGCCAAUAGUUUAUGUACCGCAAUAGACUUAACAUUGCUAGAAAGUUAGAAUGGAACAUGCAUUAGAAUUCCUGUAUCAAGAACUAACACUUUUGAUCUCUUCAAAACAAAUCUAUUCGUUUAGGGGUUUGAGCAGUUGAGGCAUUCUGUCAAGUCAUAAACAUAUCAGUGUAUUUCCUUAUCUCGAUAUGCUUCACUAAAAAUGAGAGAAAUCGACAUACUCCAGAGUUAGUCCGAGUGAUCACCAAUAUACAUAUAGAUCAGUAAGAUUUAACAAAGUUAAGCUUCUCGAUAUUAAUUUAUUGCAUCUUUAAUGCUAUAUUUAUUAUUUAUUCUUCAUGUUAUGUCACAUCUGUAAUUUCUAUGGAAUUAAGAUGUGAUGGUCUCUUGCUAAUUAGCUUGCUCCCGAUUAGUUGCUAAUUACAUGUGAUAAUUAGUGUUUAUGCGGUAAUUCUCUCAUUUUGGUGGAGCAUUUGAGAUUUGGAGAUGUGCAAGUGAUAGUCUGGUAAAGUGCUUUGACCAAGGCUAUAAUUGUAACUAUCACACUGCAAUCCAUAGCAGAGUGUCAUUUUAAAUAUCUUAAUUGUAUGUAAUUUUAAGUUUCUGACAGGAUACCUGAAUUGUUCAUUAUUGCUGCUUUUAAAGCAAAGUCCUUCAUUUUCAUUGCAAAAAAAUUCCCACAGUUAUAAAGAAAAUCAAAAGGGUAAUACAGUCCUGUACUGUUUGUAAAAUCGUGCCUUCCAAAAACAUAUUUCAAAGUAUGAAAUGUUGUCCAAAACACUUGAAAGACUGACUGACCAUUCUUAUAGUUUUUCAUUCAAUGACUUGACACGUUCACAAUUUUGUUGCAUACUGAAAUGGUUGAGAAACAUACAACUAAAAGAAUCCCUUUUAUAACACAGUUGAAAUUAAGUUUUAAAACGCAGUGAGCAGUUUAAGGAAUUAACACCACACUGGCGAGUCUUUGCACUUAAAUUGAGACCAGGAGGGUUGAGCUAAAAUGUAGGGCUAAUCUGAGGCGCGCUGCGCUGUUCCGGUGGAAGGUUUGGUGUAGAAUUCAAGCUCCACCCGAUGGUCUCGAUUAUAGGUGUGUUCAAAUGUAUCUUAGAAAAAGAGCUUAAUUGUCCUUGUUUGCUGCUUUGCUUCAAUCUUACAUGGCCAGGGUUCGUACUACAUAUUAGCCACACUAACUUUGAUAUGGUGAAAACCCAGGGCUACACAGACUCUUGAUAUGGCUUGUAAAAUUUGGCCAAGAAAUCCAAAAUCAUUGUGCAGUCGUAUCAUUGUCGAGUCUGGCUAGUGAUACUAUGAGCCGAGCACAUCCUGUGCUCAGAGUAUGCAAGACAAAUAGAACAAUCAAAGGAAAUAUUGCUCAUUACAUGAAGUAGCACAUGGGCAGCACCUGUACUCAAACACUUCAGGGAAAAUCUCAGGACAGUUGUAGGCCUAUUUGGAAACGAGGCUCCUGAGGAGCUUUAGGCCCUUCUGAAUUUAAGUUAUGGUCAAUGUUUGGCUUAAUCUAGAAGGUUGUAAUUUGAAUGGGUUGCCUUUUAGCUGAGCAUGCUGUGGCUUCCGUAAGCACAUUCCCUCACAUUGAUCUCUGUCGAUGAAUAUAUGGACAAUUUGAAGGGUUAUGAGAUGUACACAACUACAGUAGAACCUCCCUUAGCGGACACCGCUCUAUUAAGAACACAAGUUUUGGUCCUAUUUGAUGGUUUCCAUCUAAUUUGACCUCUCUAAUCAGGACACCUCUCUAUCAAGGACAGCACUAGUCAGUCCCUAGAGUGUUCUUAAUAGAGAGUUUCUACUGCAUAACUGAAGCGUAGCUUUAUUAUUCUUUUUUUGCUCUGAUAGGUAACAAUUUCAUAUUAAACCCAGUAAUCUUCCCCACAAAUGAAUUUAUCCCUAGUGGAUAAAUUGUGAAUGGCCAGUAUUUUGGUGCAUCGAGUAUGUUGUAUUUAUUGGUUCUAGGUAAGCCUGAUCCUUACUAUUGCAUACUCCAUGAGCAAUACGAACAAAAUUUGGUUGAAAAUGUCUGACACAGGAUCGCAUUAAAGAAAUUGGGCGGGAUAAGAAAUAAUAUUACAGGUUGGUCAGCCUUUGAUGUGUUUUGGCCGAGUUUCACUCGGCAUAUACAGUCUUUAUCAGAAGUAAAUGCUCACAAUUUUUUCGGCAUACCAAGUGAAAUCCUUAGAUUGUUGUUUCAAAUCUAUUUACAAGGAAAGUCCCUUUAGUAAGGUUAUUAGAUGGCACCUUUACAUUGUGAAUGAAGCAGAGGGAAUUAACCAACCAUUCUUCACAGAUGAUGAAAAGACACUGACCACUUACUUUUGACCGAGACUUUAAGCAGCAAAACUUUAUUAUUACUUCAUGUCAUCCUAAAUUGACUGAAUCCACACGUCCAUUUUGUUCAAAAUAAACUACCUAAUGCAUGAGUAUUCAGCCAAUUUUUUGCGAGAUGAAUUUUUCUUGAAUGUCAUGUCAUUUAAGUUAUCUGUUACUAGCUUUAUAUGAAGGCUGUGUUUUCUUACAUGUGAUUUUGUUACAACCGUCUUGUGUAUUGUGUCUCAUGAUGUUCCAAUAUUAAUUUGAAUGCAUGUUAUUUUAUGUAAGUGGAGAGGGACAUUUGUAAGUAAUCAAAAUUGAAGAAAAAAUAUGAGAAUUUUUCUAAGUAAA